Molecule: messenger RNA, 5121 nt
Organism: Pectinophora gossypiella (pink bollworm)
Lineage: Eukaryota; Metazoa; Arthropoda; Insecta; Lepidoptera; Gelechiidae
Product: BTB/POZ domain-containing protein KCTD9
Exons: 7
Coding region: 1424-2662 (412 amino acids)
Biological process (GO): protein homooligomerization
Molecular function (GO): protein binding
Source: RefSeq, a predicted model, not a curated record
CAUUUCUCGGAAAUAUUGGUUUCCGCUAUCGGGAAUAUUGGAUAUUACUUAAUCAUUUAUGAUCCAAACAUGAAUUCGAAAACAAAUUCGACAAUCAUUGGUUUAAGUGAUUGGGUUCGGGAUCGGUUUUCACUAUAAUAAUAUGGCGACGGUAUUUUAGUGACACUCGUCUUUAUAGCCUAUCUAGUAAAAAACACACAUCUUAACGAUAUUUAUGGUGAUUUUCUAACUUUAUAAUAAACAAUUAAAAACAAAACAAACACAUCUUAAAAAUAAAACACCUCCUCCAAUGCGUCACAUCGAGGCAAGGUGCCCAACAGGCUGGCAGCAUAUUACCUCUCUGAAUCGCCAGGCUAAUUCUCUGACAGAAAUAACUACCAGCCCUAGCAUCCCCCGAAGCCCCGAUGACGCAUUGAGAGAUCCUUAACAAAUAUUUUUGCUUCUGGACCCCAAGGACCCAUCGUUUCAACUGCAAAUGGGACAAAAAGGAAUGAUAACGAUGAUGAUGUUUAUGGCGAUAAAUCACGACAUCGGAUAAAUGGCAAUAAACAAAUUGUUUAUUGAAAGAUGAGGACAAGCAAUAAUAAUAAAAUCAGGCACUAUUGUACGCAGUGUUGCGAAGAUCAUAGGAGAUUUUACGACAGCCAUCUGUGAUUUGACGAUCGAUGUGUAGGUACAGCGUACCUAAUGUGUUAUGUUUAUUGAGCUAUUAAUAUUAUAGCAUUUUCUGGACAGGAUGGACCGCUGUGUCUCGUUGUUUUGCCAUGCAUAAUAUUAAUAGUGAUAAAUGAUAAUAUUAAAAAGUUGUUAAUGGCAUUGCUUUAAGUAGGUUAAUAUGGCUGAAUAGCAUUAGUGGUUUGUUAACUGCAUAUUUUCACUGGAUAACUGGCUUUAGGGACGGUCUGUGCCCAGCAGUGGGACGUUUAUGUCGUUUAUAUUAUUUAUGUUACGGAACUGGAUUUUAGCAUUGGUUAUGUAGGUACUACUUGGUCUUUGGGUUACACCUGUUUAUAAAAAAAAAUGGCCGAUAAAUCUUUCCUUUCGCCUUAUUAUUAUUAUUAUUAUCAUCUAAUUACUACAGGGAACUAGUUAUUAAACGUGUUCUCCAAAGCACAGACCUCAAAAUGAUGUAAAUCUAGGUACUUAAACGCAAUUUUAUAUUAAAAGCUUAUCCACCAAUUUAUAUUUUGCAAAAGCAUAACAUAAUUAUAAUAAAUCUGUGUAAAAAUCUAAAAAAAAAUGAUAAAUGGUAAAACAUGUAUCCGAACGGAUAUUAUCAAAUUAAUAAUCAAUCAAUACCACCUGUCAGACAGACGCUGUCACAGUGACGUUUACACUGACAACAUCAUAAUCGAUUACAAUUUGCUAUUUUAAAGCGGGGUGUAUUGUUCGUAUUUAAUAAAAUACAUCUUUAAACAGUAUUAUGAAGCGCGUAUAUGUGUAUCAAAAUAGGACCCAAGAUGUUGGUAAACUUGUGGCUUUGGAAGAGACUAAAGACUUCAUAACACACCUGUGCGCUUUGUUCCGAAGGCCUAUAGAUUCCAUCCGGUUAUAUACAGUAAACGGGUGUGAAAUCAACGAUUUGAGACUUAUACGAGACGAGGAGAAGAUCUACCUGUGUUCAGGAUCUGAAACAGACGACUGCGAUGAGUGUAAAGUGGAGAAUAGUUUGGAGAAUCGCUUAAAGAAAUUGAUUAUCGAGGACGAAGAAAGUCCGACGGAGAAUUCAGCUUCUUCCGAUUGGAUCACGCUCAAUGUUGGAGGAAGACACUUCACGACUUCACGGUCUACACUCUUGGCCAAGGAACCUUCGUCAAUGUUAGCCAGAAUGUUCGCAUAUACUAAUAAUAAUAUGUACUUAAUGAGCCCAAGCGCAAGAGAUGAGACUGGAGCCUAUUUGAUAGACAGAAGUCCCGAGUAUUUCGAGCCUAUUCUCAACUAUUUAAGGCAUGGAGAAGUGAUACUGGAUAAACAUGUCAACCCUAAAGGAGUAUUGGAAGAGGCUUCAUUUUAUGGUAUAGAAUCCAUGAUACCUGAACUUCAACAGUUAGUUGAGGACUAUAAAAGCAAUACCGGCAGAAAAGAGGUAUUGACCCGUAUGGAUGUGGUCCGUGCCAUCAUUUUGACCCCCACAAGCUCGGAGUUGAGGUUCCAAGGAGUCGACAUGUCUGGCGCUGACCUUAGUCGACUGGACUUGAGAAAUAUCAAUUUUAAGUACGCCUGUUUGUCAAAUUGUAAUCUAACUGGGGCAAAUCUGUCGCAUUGCUGUUUGGAGCGCGCAGACUUGUCGCACGCCAAUCUUGAAGGGGCACAGCUGCUGGGGGUCAAAGCACUUUGUGCGAAUAUGGAAGGAGCCAAUUUAAAGGGGAGCAACAUGGAAGAUCCUCUUGGUUCCAGGGCUGUUAUGGAAGGUGUUAACUUAAAAGGUGCCAAUCUGGAGGGAAGCAAUAUGGCGGGUGUGAACCUUCGUGUGGCCACAUUAAAGAAUGCCAAUCUAAGAAACUGUGAUCUUAGAACGGCUGUGCUGGCGGGGGCAGACUUAGAGUACUGCGACCUGUCCGGCAGUGACCUGCAUGACGCGAACCUCCGCGGCGCCAACCUCAAAGAUACAGCCUUCGAACUAAUGUUGACUCCCCUACACAUGUCGCAGACUAUAAGAUAACGCCAAUAUUGCUAUUACUGCGGUCAAAAUCGAUAAACUUAUUGUUAUACAGUAGACGAUAGGUAGACGAUUGUUUAUAACGCCCGUAACCGUAGAUUUUAGCACGUAUAUCGUGCACGACGCGAUAUAGACUAGUUGAGUUGAUAGACAAAUCAAUUGUGACGUCAUUCCAUAACCGUGGUCAAAUAUUUGAUGCAUUCCAGGCUAUGUUCCUCAAAAACAAUAUAGAUGGCGCUGUACGGUAUGUAUACACUUUGGUACCAUGUUACAUUAACUUUUUUGACAAAUUGAAUUGUAAGUCUCGCUAAAUGUCAAAUAUGUUAGUGCGACAGAGUCCUAAAGUGGGUACAUUAUAUUGCUCAUGACUGUACAUAUUUUUCUUCGUUUAACAUUCUAAAUAGUUUAACAUUGUCCAGAAUUAGUAAGCACAGUUAAUUUAAAUAUCCCACGGCGUCUCUCAUUCCGCACCUUAAAUCGACCUAAUCCAUUUUAUGUACCACCACAUCGGACAAAUUACUGUCAAAAUGAGACUAUUACAAGAAUAACUCGUACCUACAAUAAACUCUUUACUGAGGUAGAUCCAUACCGGUAUGACGUUAAAACUUUCAAAAACCAUGUCAUAAAUAAAUUUUAAACACUCAGCAUACAAAUAUAAUAGGUACACACACACAGUAGUGGAUGGUGGUUUUUUGAGAUUAUUUGAAUAGCUGCCAUCCGAUCCCAAGUGGCAAACACGUAGGGCUACAUACAUACAUACGUAAAUACACAUAUAUAUUUAUAUUUAAAAUACACUUGCAUACACACAUACACACGAAACUCAUUGAGAGUAGGAUUGGUGAGUAUAUACUUCAAUUGUUGUAGAUACUUAACUUUCUUUUCUUUUUCUUUUCUUUCUAAUAUUGAUACGCAUAAAAGUACAGUUUUUAGUAGUGUUUUUUAUUUUGAAUGCAACUUAUGGUUACAAUAUAGUUUUAGUUUUCUAAAGAACAAGCUUACGGUAUCCCAUUUAGUUUCUCCUGUUUACAAAAUAUUUGUUUAUAUAAUGAUAUAGUAAAAUAGCAUAAUGUUGUAAUUAGUUUAGAUUAAUAUUAUUAAGUACUUCAUAAUAAUCCGGGGUAAUCUGUUAUUGGCCUUACGUUUAAUUAAUGUUCUACAACACACAUGCAUUUAUUGUAACGCUGUUGAUUAUCCAAAUAAAAUAAAAUAAAAAUAAAAUAAAAUAAAUUCAUGGAUAAACAGACAUAUUAUUAUGCAUCUUUUGUCUUUGUUUUUUGGGUAUAAAUGAUGCCUUUUUUAUUGCACCCAAGGGCAAUUACAUCUUCCACCCGUUUUAUUCUGAUCUAAAUAGAGAGAAGCAUAUAGGUAGGAACAUAAUUCUGAUAUGUAUAUAUCUCAUCCAAAUAUCAAGCAACAAUUAUUUUUAUAUAACAGUGCUAUUACAUUAUGUUAUAUUUGAAUCAUUAUGGUACCAGAGAAAAUAGGUAAUUAUCACUUUAAAUCUUCAUAGCGCCGUCUAUUUAUUUUUUUGGGAAUGUAGCCUGUAAGUUCCAUAUUCUGUAGCGGUAUUCAAUUCAAUUCAAUUCAAAUUAUUUAUUUCAGAUUAAUAUCCAUAAUUAUAAGUAUAAGUACAUCAGAUUAGAUUAGAUAAAUUAAAAUUAAAUUAUAUAAAAAGUCAAAUAAAAUUAAUAUUAUUAAUAAAAAUGAAAUUACACGAAAUAAAAUAAAAUACAUUGGUGCCCAUUCGGGUGCACACAAACCCAACCCAAAUUCAGUUCGACGGCUCCCAAAUGAGUGCCGUCCUGCACUUACAAUAAGUGCAAGAAAGGGAUAGAGCCAAUUUUAGUCCUGUCAAACCUAACCAAAAUUAGUUCGGUGGUUGCCCGAACUGUCACCAAUGAUAACAUUUUCAUUGCAUAAAUUGGUAUUGACUCAAUAUACUUGUUAAGUAUAUGGAUUUUAUGUGACAAUUUAUUAUGUAUGUCGCGUCCGAUAUGCGAAUGCUAUGCUACGGUUACUGACACGUAUUAAGUAUUUAAUACAGAGUAUAAUCAUCCGGCUACAGUGUAGCCUGAAAAAGGGAUAGCGAUAGUCUUCCAUGGUCCCGGUUUUGGCAACAUAAAAGGCCACACUAUUUUAUCAUUAUUGCACAAAGUAGUAUAUGCAAAAAAAAAACUCAAAUUUUUGUCUAUUAAACCUGCAAUUUCCGCAAACGCGCAACGCUGGCACCAAAUAUUUAUAAUCGUAGGGUGAAUCCAGCGACAGCGUAAAGGACAACAAAUUACAUCGGUUCUCUCUCUCUCAUGUACUGUAUUCACACAAAUAAAGGUUUACUUUACUUUACUCUUCGCGUCUUUCUAUAAUGCUAAGUCACUUUGAGUGAAAGAGAGAAAGGACGUAAUCAUAUAUCUAUUCCUUUCUAUGCCUACGUAAUAUUAUAAUAAAUAAAUGUAUACUGCUCA